AGGGCUGCGCGCUCGCGGGGACCUGACGGCCGCCGGAGCCCGGGAAGCCUCGGUGCGGCGGCACCAUGAAUGGCUCGGGUGACCUGGACACCGAGGACUCGAGCGAGGCGGGCGGCGGGGGCAGCUGGCAGCCCGAGGCGGUCAUCGUGCCCAUGCUGUUUGCUCUCAUCUUCCUCGUGGGCACCGUGGGUAACGCACUGGUGCUGGCGGUGCUGCUGCACGGCGGCCAGGCGGUCAGCACCACCAACCUGUUCAUCCUCAACCUGGGCGUGGCUGACCUGUGUUUCAUCGUGUGCUGCGUGCCCUUCCAGGCCACCAUCUACACCCUGGAUGGCUGGGUGUUCGGCUCGCUGCUCUGCAAGGCGGUGCACUUCCUCAUCUUCCUCACCAUGCACGCCAGUAGCUUCACGCUGGCCGCGGUCUCCCUGGACAGGUAUCUGGCCAUCCGCUAUCCGCUGCAUUCCCGCGAGCUGCGCACGCCUCGCAACGCGCUGGCGGCCAUCGGGUUCAUCUGGGGGCUGUCGCUGCUCUUUUCCGGACCGUACCUGAGUUACUACCGCCAGUCGCGGUUAGCCAACCUGACCGUGUGCCACCCGGCGUGGAGCGCGCCCCGCCGCCGCGCCAUGGACCUCUGCACCUUUGUCUUCAGCUACCUGCUGCCGGUGCUGGUGCUCAGCCUGACCUACGCGCGCACCCUGCGCUACCUCUGGCGCGCCGUGGACCCGGUGGCCGCCGGCUCGGGCGCGCGGCGCGCCAAGCGCAAGGUGACGCGAAUGAUCAGCAUCGUGGCCGCGCUCUUCUGCCUGUGUUGGUUGCCUCACCACGCGCUAAUCCUCUGCGUGUGGUUCGGCCGCUUCCCGCUUACCCGCGCCACCUACGCGCUGCGGAUCCUCUCGCACCUGGUGUCCUACGCCAACUCCUGCGUCAACCCGAUCGUCUACGCUCUCGUCUCCAAGCAUUUCCGCAAGGGCUUCCGCAAGAUCUGCGCGGGCCUGCUGCGCCGCCCCGGCCCGCGAAGAGGCUCGGGCCGCGCGUGCAUCACGGCCCAGUGCACCCAGAACGGCAGCGUGCUGGAGCGCGAGUCCACCCACCUGACGCACGUGAGCGAGGCGGCGGGGCCCUCGGCCCCUCCGCCCGCGCCUCUCAGCGGCCAGUCCGCGAGCCCGAUCUCCGGCUCGUCCUGGGGGGGAACCGAAAGGCCCCCAAAGGCAUCCUGACAGUUGAUGUGUCCUGAGGGUACCUUGGGUGUUAAAAGUUUGGAGUCCGAGGUCGUGGGAUCGUGGAGGGAGUUUCCUCUGUUAAUAAAAGGCGCAAAUCAUUUCACGUGCAGUGGCGCGCUGU
This is a messenger RNA of Phacochoerus africanus (Common warthog), 1341 nucleotides long. RefSeq names its product galanin receptor 2 (gene GALR2). NCBI's taxonomy places the organism in Eukaryota, Metazoa, Chordata, Mammalia, Artiodactyla, Suidae. Gene Ontology annotation, cellular component: membrane. The record is from RefSeq and is a predicted model, not a curated record. Gene Ontology annotation, biological process: negative regulation of adenylate cyclase activity; neuropeptide signaling pathway; positive regulation of cytosolic calcium ion concentration. Gene Ontology annotation, molecular function: galanin receptor activity.